Molecule: messenger RNA, 660 nt
Organism: Encephalitozoon cuniculi GB-M1
Lineage: Eukaryota; Fungi; Microsporidia; Unikaryonidae
Exons: 1
Coding region: 1-660 (219 amino acids)
Cellular component (GO): nucleus
Source: RefSeq, marked provisional
AUGAAUGGCGAAGAGAGCGGGAAGGAAUGGCCGGGGCAGCAGAGGAGAUUGGUGGAAGCUUUGAGAGGUAGAGACUUCCUUAGAGGAGAGGUGGAGAAAGUUGAACAGAAUCUCCAAAAGCUGGAGGCGCAUCGAAGAGCACUUGUGGACGUGCUGAGGAUUUGUGACGGCAGGAUGGAGAUAGACGUCAACAGAUACAGGUCAGUCUACACCAUAGACCUUAGCCACACCAAGGGCUUGGUGCAUGUUCCCGGGGAGAGGCACCAUCUGGUGAUCUACAGCCUUGGGAGAAUUCCAGCGCCAAACAUGAAGCCUUUCUACAGCCAGAAGAACGUCUAUCCCAUUGACUACAUGUGCAAAAGAGCGUACUAUAGGGGUGGAGCCCACUUUUCGACGACAAGAGAUGCAGUGCUCUAUACGUGCACGAUAAGGAAUGUCUGCAGCAAGCCUCUGUUCGAGAUAGCCGAGGGAGAUCUGUGCAUAAGAGGGAAGGCGGGAGAGGUGUUCAAUGUAUUUAGAAGCCUGUUUCCGAAAGGGAUUGAGUUUGCAAAUAUAGUCGAGUUUUUUGGGCUGAACAACCCGCAUGUCAAGAGACUGAUUGGCGAGCAGGAGGGCUUUUCGGAUCUGGGGAUUGGAGACAGGUGGGAAAAGAGGGCGUGA